Messenger RNA from Solanum verrucosum, 1080 nucleotides. RefSeq names its product protein RER1A-like. The coding region runs from base 204 to 794 and encodes 196 amino acids. The record is from RefSeq and is a predicted model, not a curated record. NCBI's taxonomy places the organism in Eukaryota, Viridiplantae, Streptophyta, Magnoliopsida, Solanales, Solanaceae. Gene Ontology annotation, biological process: retrograde vesicle-mediated transport, Golgi to endoplasmic reticulum; protein retention in ER lumen. The transcript is spliced from 3 exons. Gene Ontology annotation, cellular component: Golgi membrane.
UAAUAUAAAAAUAAAUAUUUAUAUCAAGGGAUAAAAAUUAAAUAACAGCAUAAAAUAAAACAGAAAAAACAAAUGACCUGUUUAAAGCACAUCCGGACUUGUUCAACUUCCCCUCAUUGCUCUCGCAGUCUUUCUCAGAUACCAUAAAUUCCUAAUUCCUUCAAGAAAAACAAAAGAGUAAAAAAUAAAAAAAAAUAAAAAAAAUGGACGUCGGUGGCGGAGCAGUCGCCGGCGACGGUGCCUCUUCUACUUCCUCCGCCGUGUCUCAGUGGACCUUCACCUUAUCACAGCGAUUUCAACACCUUUUGGAUAAAUCGACACCUCACGUCCUUUAUCGGUGGAUCUUCUUCGCUACGAUCGCUUUCAUCUUUGCUAUUCGUGUGUUCAUGGUUCAAGGUUUCUACAUCAUCACAUAUGCCCUAGGAAUCUACAUAAUCCAGCUCCUUAUUGCUUUCCUUUCCCCUCAAGUCGAUCCGGAAGUUGACGGUCCUACCCUUCCCACUCGCGGAUCCGAUGAGUUUCGCCCUUUCGUUCGUCGCCUUCCUGAAUUUAAAUUCUGGUACUCACUAUCAAAAGCAGUCUGCAUUGCUUUUGUGUUGACAUUCUUCAGUGCCUUUGAUGUGCCUGUAUUUUGGCCAAUUUUGUUAUUCUAUUGGUUGGUACUGUUUGUUUCAACGAUGAAGAGGCAAAUAAUGCACAUGGUCAAAUAUAAAUAUGUGCCCUUCACAUUUGGCAAGCAGCGUUACGGGAAGAAAGCGCCAUCAACUGAUGAGAGAAGUGUUUCCAAACCUUGAGGUUCAAAGCAGAUUGAGCUUUUUAUGGUGGGGAAUGAAUUUGUUUUAGAUACAAAUUCGCCUAGAUGGCUGUAUUUUUCACCGGAUGGGUUUCUGAGCUUGGGUUAUGUCAUUGAAUAUAUGAUUAUUAAUGAAUUCUUAGAUUAUAAAACUUAGUUCUCCUAGAAGCUGCCACGCAUCUUGAUUCUUUCGUUUAUCUGUAAGCUAGCCUCUGGAUGUCAAUAUUCAUUUUCUGAGCUCAUUCUUGAACCGCUCUUAUUCAAUUCAACCUUAGUAGUUUCUAACA